AUGUCCUACUCAUUUCUGUAUUCUCUCCUUGGAGAGGGUUUCCUGGAAGCUGCGGUCCUACGGCGACCGCACCGCAGCCGUCUCACCCCCUACGAAGCCUUAGGAGCCAGACGUUCCUUUUUGUCCCUGAUACAGAUUCUGGUUUGGAGACGUCGCUCCCGGCGGUGCUUAGCCGGCCUCCCCGCGGCGGGGGCGGGGGUGCCCGGGAGGCGGGGGUGCUGGCCUCAGGGUCCGCCCCACCGCUCAAAUACCCGCGGCCGAGCCGGGCAGCGGAGCGGGCGAGGCGGCCCCGUCAUGGUGACCUCGGGGAGCGGGCUGCGGGGCGGCUCCCCGCGGCGGCGGGGCCCCGGCGGCUCCCCCGGCCGCUGCCCGCAGCGCCCGGCGCGGCGGCGGCGCCCGGGAGCGGGAGCGGCAGUGUCGGCGCGGGAGAGCCCGGAGGAUCUGCAGGCUUUUCGCGACUAUGGGGAGAGCUGGUACCGCUCGCGCAAGGGGCUGGAAAGCCGGUUCCAGCCCCUGGAGCCGCUCGCCCGGCAGCCGCAGGUGACGGCGGAGGCGCGCUGCAAGCUGGUCAGCUGGCUCAUCCCCGUGCACCGGCACUUCGGCCUCUCCUUCGAGGCGCUAUGCCUAGCCGUCAACACCCUUGACCGCUUCCUUGCCACCACCCCCGUGGCCGCCGACUGCUUCCAGCUCCUGGGGGUCACGGCGCUGCUCAUCGCCUGCAAGCAGGUGGAGGUGCACCCCCCCAGCGUGAAGGAGCUCCUCGCCCUCUGCUGCGGCGCCUUCACCCGCCAGCAGCUCUGCAACCUGGAGUGCAUCGUUCUGCACCGCCUGGGCUUCGACCUGGCGGCUCCCACCGUCAGCUUCUUCCUGGAGCACUUCAGCCAGGUGCGGCUGGAGACGCGGGGAGCCGACGCGGGGGAGGCGGCGGAUGCUCGGAGCCUGGCGGGGGGAGUAGCGGAGCUCAGCCUGGCUGACUAUGCCUUCACCAAAUACGCUCCCUCGCUGCUGGCCGCCGGCAGCCUGGGGCUGGCGGACCGGCUGCUGGGCCACCGCAGCCCCCUGGACCUGCGGGUCAGCGGCUACCCGGAGGGGCUCCUGCGGGACUGCAUGGAACAGCUGCAGCUUUUGGUGUCUCUGAACGGGCAGUCCCUGCCGCUCCUCUUGCCCCCGGAGGUGGCUCAGAAAUGCCUCUGGCUGCGGGGCGGCCGCUGACCGCGGGGUGACAGCGGGGACACCAGCCACCCACCAGCUGCAGCUGCAGCCACCACAGGGCCUGUCCGGGCCUGGAGCUGAGCUGCCUCCACCCCGGCUCCUCACCUGUAGAGCUGAUGUAGAGUCUAAUCAACUAAGCGUUAGUAUCGUUGGAGUCUUAAAAACUGGAUCGUGUUUGGCACAUGAUGUUUCUCCUGGAUGUCAGUUGCACUGUACCUUUGCUGUUUUUUUAGAAUCCAGCAUGUAAAUAAUGUUACAGAAUCUCAUGUACUCUAUUAUUUAUUUGGAGGGUGGUCCUUAAAGGUAACGGUGGAAGGAUCAAACCGACGUUGAAUAAACUCUUUUCUACUUGUCA
Messenger RNA from Apus apus (common swift), 1567 nucleotides. It is a transcript of the gene CCNO, whose product is annotated as cyclin O. The record is from RefSeq and is a predicted model, not a curated record. Gene Ontology annotation, biological process: regulation of cyclin-dependent protein serine/threonine kinase activity; mitotic cell cycle phase transition. Gene Ontology annotation, molecular function: cyclin-dependent protein serine/threonine kinase regulator activity. The transcript has 3 exons. Bases 1 to 1212 code for a protein of 403 amino acids. Gene Ontology annotation, cellular component: nucleus; cyclin-dependent protein kinase holoenzyme complex; centrosome. NCBI's taxonomy places the organism in Eukaryota, Metazoa, Chordata, Aves, Apodiformes, Apodidae.